AUGCUGAAAGCUUCUCGCAACUUCUUUAUCUCCUAUCCCAACUCUCUCUUCGUCAUAAUAUGUAUCAAGUCUACGCACCACGGUGGAAUACCGAGACUGUUACCGUUCAUGGUGGGGUGGGGUGGUCUAGUGUACAGAAUGAUAAGAUUAGUGGGGUUGAUCCGCUAUCUGAAAUUAAUCGAGUCUCUCUCGCUUUCGGGCACGCCUGCAGGCCACGACCCCUCUUCCAUCUGCCCGCCCGACGCAUAUAAUAUAUACUAUCAACCACAGUCGGCCAGGCGCGGCCACUUUAUCCACGAUGCGACUCCAGACAAUCCCCGAAAAACCGAAGCAUAUCAUCGAUGCCAUGAGAGCACUUAUCGAUCAAAAAGAGACGAAGCACUUGAAAGAGGACACGGAAGGGUGGCGGCAUGGGGGGAGAGCUUCACCGAACUAGUUGCCUCACUGGAGAAAGAGAUGAAGGAAGAACUUAAACCUCAAAACCUCUACGUGGACUUCUGCACUGUGCGACAUUUCUUCAAAGGCGCGAAUAUAAAGCCAUCUAAUCCAUCAAAACGACUAUUGAUUAUCCCAAUCAAUGGCACUUCCACCCUUUCUUCUGACGCCCAACUGCCAAUUGAACUGCCAAUUGAUACUUAUUGCUAUAUCGAUGAUAAGCCGACACUUUCCGGUGAAGAUAUUGAUGUUGUGUUUGUUGUAUAUGAGGUGAAAUACGAGGAUUCAUAG
Penicillium alfredii is the source of this 726-nucleotide messenger RNA. RefSeq lists its product as uncharacterized. Bases 1 to 726 code for a protein of 241 amino acids. The record is from RefSeq and is a predicted model, not a curated record. Lineage: Eukaryota; Fungi; Ascomycota; Eurotiomycetes; Eurotiales; Aspergillaceae. The transcript is spliced from 3 exons.